AUGCCCCACGCGGGGGGCAAGGCCGCCCCGACGGCUGCUUCCACUGCACCGCCCCGAUGCCCCGCAUGGCGACACGUCGCGCCGGGGUCGUUGGGCCCCAGUCGCCAGGGGCGACGCUGUUCGGCGUCGGGAGGAUGGGCCGUCGGCGCCAGCGGUGAUCGAGAGGUCACGCUGCUGGAUUACGGGGCUGGAAAUGUUCGGAGCGUGCGGAAUGCGAUUCGAAGGCUGGGCUUCGAAGUUAAGGAUGUGCAGAAUGCUCAAGAUAUUGUAAAUGCGCAGCGGCUGAUCUUUCCAGGUGUUGGCAGCUUCGGGCAUGCGAUGGAUGUCAUCAGGGAAAGGGGCUAUGUGGAGCCACUGCGGGAGUACAUCGAGGCGAACCGGCCCUUCUAUGGCGUAUGCCUUGGGCUGCAGCUGCUGUUUGAAGGCAGUGAUGAGAAUGGUGGGUGUGAGGGCAUGGGGCUCAUCCCCGGGUGUAUCCAGAAGUUUGACACAGCGAUGGGCCUGCCGGUUCCACAGAUUGGUUGGAACAACCUGGACCAGCGGCGACCGUCACGCCUGCUGCAGGAUGUGGGAGACAGGAGGGUGUACUUUGUGCACUCAUACAGGGCUGUCGAGCAGCCAGGGAGCGAGGAAUGGGUGCUCGCCACAACAAACUAUGGGGAGGACUUCAUAUCUGUGGUUGGUCGUGGGGAGGUCUAUGCAAGCCAAUUCCACCCUGAGAAGAGUGGCACCACUGGGCUGGGCAUCCUCAAGGCUUUUCUCCAACCGGAGGGGGAUGUCUAUGAGGCAUCAACUGCCCCAAUGAAUGGCCACAUGCGGGGCCUGGCAAAGCGCGUGAUUGCUUGCCUGGAUGUGAGGGCCAAUGACAGUGGGGACCUUGUUGUCACCAAGGGUGACCAGUACGAUGUUCGGGAGAAGGAUGAGACCGCUGGGAGACCUGUAAGAAACCUUGGAAAGCCUGUUGACCUUGCAACAAGGUACUUCCAGGAAGGAGCAGAUGAGGUCACAUUUCUGAACAUCACAGGGUUUCGGGACUUCCCGCUUGCAGACCUCCCAAUGCUGGAUGUUGUGCAGCGUACAUCGGAGGGCGUUUUUGUGCCUCUGACCAUUGGCGGGGGCAUAAGGGGAUUCAAAGAUGCAACUGGAAAGGAGUACACUGCUCUGGAGGUGGCUUCUGCAUAUUUCAGAUCGGGAGCUGACAAGGUGUCCAUAGGGAGCGACGCUGUCUACAUAGUGGAGGACUACCUGAAGACCGGCAUCAUGCCUGAGGACAGCAGCAUACAACAAAUCUCAGAGGUGUAUGGUGCACAGGCCGUCGUCGUCUCGAUUGACCCCAAGAGGGUCUAUGUGGCGGACCCAGGGCAGUGUCCCCACAAGUGCUUCCCAACAGCCUUGCCUGGGCUCAGCGGUGAACAGUACUGCUGGUGGCAGUGCACAGUGAAGGGAGGCCGCGAGACACGGGAUGUGGGGGCAGUUGAGCUUGCCAAGGCCGUGGAGGAUCUGGGGGCUGGAGAGAUCUUGCUCAACUGCAUAGAUAGGGAUGGCACUGGCGAGGGCUUCGACCUCGAGCUCGUCGAGGCUGUGUCCAGUGCUGUCACGAUCCCAGUCAUCGCCAGCAGCGGCGCAGGCGUUCCGCAGCACUUCACAGAAGUCUUUGCCAAGACGAAGGCAGCAGCGGCGCUUGCCGCCGGAAUCUUCCAUCGAAAGGAGGUGGAAAUCCAGUCGGUGAAGGAAGACAUGGCUGGGAGCGGCAUCCCAACCAGGCUGUGA
Molecule: messenger RNA, 1770 nt
Organism: Ostreobium quekettii
Lineage: Eukaryota; Viridiplantae; Chlorophyta; Ulvophyceae; Bryopsidales; Ostreobiaceae
Source: the annotation of a GenBank genome assembly